Messenger RNA from Aphidius gifuensis, 1771 nucleotides. RefSeq names its product translin-associated protein X (gene Trax). The transcript has 2 exons. Bases 113 to 1015 code for a protein of 300 amino acids. Lineage: Eukaryota; Metazoa; Arthropoda; Insecta; Hymenoptera; Braconidae. Gene Ontology annotation, molecular function: RNA binding; sequence-specific DNA binding; RNA endonuclease activity. Gene Ontology annotation, cellular component: cytoplasm; nucleus. The record is from RefSeq and is a predicted model, not a curated record.
AAGACUUAAUGUUUUUUAACCAAUCUUAUGUCUCGUGUAAUAAUAUUAUUGUUGAUAUUAUUGUAGAUGUCAAAAACCGAUUUACAAAAUAGUAAACAAUACCAAAAACACCAUGAGUGCAAAUAAAAAUAAAGAUGCUGAUAGAAAUCGUCGUAAUCGUUCGAGUAAAAUAAAUUUUGGUGAUAAAGGUAAACAAGUACUUGAAAAUAUUGAUGAAAAUAAUUCAGUUAUAAAACAAUUUCGUGAAUAUUCAUUAGAGCUAGAUAAUAAACAUGAUCGUUAUGAAAAAAUUGUAAAAUUUAAUCGUGAUAUUACAAUUGAAAGUAAAAGAAUAAUAUUUUUACUUCAUGCUAUUGAUAAAGAUAGUAAACGUGAUAAAAUACUUAAUGAUGCUAAGAUACGUCUUGAUAAUUUAACAAAAACUUUAUUUAAAAAUAUUGCUAUGGAAUUAGAUGGUCAAGAUCAAUAUCAAUAUUUACGUGCAUAUCGUGGUGGUUUACAAGAAUUUAUUGAAGCAUUAACAUUUUAUCAUUAUCUUGAUUCAAAUAAAUUAAUUCAUUGGAUUGAUUUUGAGGAUAGUUUUACAUAUAAUAUUGAAUCUGUUAAACAGCCAGAUGAUGGUGAUGAUGAUGAUGUUACGUUUGUUGAUAAAUCAAAAACAAUAAAUACAUUAUUACCACCAAGUGAAUAUAUACUUGGUGUUGUUGAUCUUACUGGUGAAUUAAUGCGUAAAUGUAUUAGUGAUUUAUCAACUGGUGAUAUUACAAGUUGUUUUAAAACUUGUAAUAUUGUUAGAGAUAUGUAUUCUGCUUUUCUUGGUAUAUAUGGUAUGAUGGGAAAAGAAUUAAAUAAAAAAAUAUAUACAUUGAAACAAAGUUUAACUAAAAUGGAAAAUGUUUGUUAUACAAUCAAAAUACGUGGAUCAGAAAUACCAAAACACAUGUUGGCUGAUGUUGUUUGUGUAACACAUGAUGAUUAUAAUGAUGAAAAUGAAUCAUACAAUGAAUUUACAUAAAUUAAAUUUACAUCAUAUUUGUAUUAUUUUAAAUGAUAGUUUUAAAUUGAAUUAAUUUAUUUUUCAUUUGUAAAAUAAUAUUGUUAGUAAUAUUUAAAUGUUAAAUAAACAUUUUGACAAAAUUUUAUACAUUUAUCAUUCAGUUUUGCUAUAAAAAUAAUUUUUUAAAUUAAUUGAAUAAUUUUUUUUUUUUUCCAUUAUUUAAAAUUAAUAACAAAUGAAAAUGUUUUUUAAAUUUUUUAAUAAUGAAUUUUCUUUAUAUUAAAUAUCAAUACAACAAGUGUAAUUAUUAAAUUAAUUUUUACAAAUAAAUAAACAGCAGGCUUUAACAUUUAAAAAGAAAUUUUUUACAUUUUUUUUUUUUCGUUUCAAUUUGCUUAUUUAAAUCUGUAAAUUUUUAAAUUAAAAAUAUUCUACUGGGUAUUAUUAAUUUACACACAUGUUUUAAAAUAUUUAUACAAAAAUUUCUCAAGAUUUUAUUUAUUAUUGGUAAGAGCAUGCGCGUUAUUAAAUAACACGUGGGGAAAUAAUGAGCUGUUUUCUUAGCAAAAUCUACAAUUCAGAUUUUAGUCUCGUUGAGACAUGAUAAAUAAUUUUACCUAACACUCCGUUAUAAUUAUUGUUGUUGGAUUUAAAAUAAAUCGAAAAACAUGAUAUUUUUUAUAUAAAUAAUUUAAAUCAACUGAUUAAUCUAAUUUCAAAUAAAAACAAAUGGAUUAACUCUAUUUGAAAACAAAAAAAAGAAAAAAAAAAAAA